Messenger RNA from Penicillium chermesinum, 1335 nucleotides. RefSeq names its product putative inositol 5-phosphatase. The record is from RefSeq and is a predicted model, not a curated record. The transcript has a single exon. The coding region runs from base 1 to 1335 and encodes 444 amino acids. Gene Ontology annotation, biological process: phosphatidylinositol dephosphorylation. NCBI's taxonomy places the organism in Eukaryota, Fungi, Ascomycota, Eurotiomycetes, Eurotiales, Aspergillaceae. Gene Ontology annotation, molecular function: phosphatidylinositol-4,5-bisphosphate 5-phosphatase activity.
AUGGGGGAGCUUAAUCUAUACAUAUUAACCUCAAACUGCGCCCGCUCAUUAGUGGAUGAUGCGUUCGGAGCCCAUAUUUUCGACCCACUGGGACCAGAUGCGCUUGCCCCAGACUUGAUAGUGCUCUCCCUACAAGAGAUAGCACCCAUCGCCUAUUCAUUUAUAGGCGGCACAUAUCUGGCACCUUAUUUCGACGCGUUUGUCAGGGCAGUGAAGAGUGCGACCGUGAAACGAUGGAACGAGUCUUACGUGAACGUGGUCCAGGAAAAUACCGGAAUGACUGGCUUGAUGGUGUUUGCCAAGCCCGAUGCUGCCAACAAGAUCUCCCAGGUGAAGACUGGCCAUGUAAGCUGCGGAUUCAACGGGCUCGGUAACAAGGGAGCUGUUGGAGCGCGUCUUUGCUAUGCGACUGCAGACCACUCAUCCGAGACCGUCAGCUUGACCUUCGUGGCAGCGCAUCUGGCUCCUAUGGAAGAAGCCCUCGCCCAACGCAACCGGGACUGGCAGACUAUUGUCGAGGGACUUGUUUUCACCAAUGCAGACACAACCCCAGAGAUCCCCCCUGGCAAGCAGGCGGGCUCUGACGAAAGCACAGCUCUAUUAGGGGACCAGGACCAGCAGGCGGACAAUGCAGAAAGCAGCUCGAGCCACCUCUUUGCACCAAACUCCUACCUCUUCCUGGCGGGAGACUUGAAUUACCGCACAUCUGACACCAGUCCCUCUCAAGACGAUGUCACUCGCUUCCCUCGCCGUGAUGCCAGCCCCGAGGAUGCAACCCACUUCUCCCACCUCCUCAAGCACGACCAGCUGGCCCGCGAGAUGCGGGAAGGCAGAACCUUCCACGGGCUCUCCGAAGCCCCAAUCCACUUCCCGCCUACAUACAAGUACUCCAGCGCGGCGAGCGAGGCUGCGCGUGUGAGUCUUGCCAACGGGCGCUCAGAGACCGAGUGGAUAUGGUCGAGUCAUCGGUGGCCAAGCUGGUGUGACCGCAUCCUGUACCUGGACCGCGCCUCGCAGAGCGGGGACAGCUGGGUUAAACCCCGUGCAUACGACGCCCUGCCUCUCUUCCCGCAUUCAGAUCACCGUCCCGUUGCGCUAGCGGUGUCUGUUCCUUUACGAUCUACAGAUACCCCCUCAGGGCCUGAGACGGUGGUGGCUCCAUUUGCAAUUGAUCCGAGCUGGCGGUCUCGCCGGGACGCGGCUCGACGGAAAGAGCUAGUUGUGGGUAUUCUGGCGUACUUGGGCCUGACAAGGGAGGGUAAUGGACUGGUGCUUGCAUCGACGCUGGGGAUUGUCGGCGCAUGGGUGGUGCUGAGAUCGCUGUGGCUCGGUUGA